GAUAAAAUAUGCCUUUACUUUAUCGUGAAAGGAUAUAGUCUUUAAUGUUCCUUUUAAAGGGACAGAUUAAUUAGAUAAAGAGCAGGGGGAACGAUAUUGCACUCGAGUGUGGGUGAACCAUUGAAUGGCUGCGUUUAAAAAGCUAUCGGCAAUAUCGGUUCCCGUUUAAAACGCGCAAUUCUCGUUUAUGCUCGGGGAGAUUGAUAGGGAUUUGCGUUUUCGACUUUUGCAGGAAGUGGCUGAACACCCUUGGGGACAACGCGAUUCAAGGUGGAAACAGAAGGGGAAGUCCAGAACGGAGCAGGGGAGCGUGAUUGAAUAACCGUGGGAACUUAAACAGAAAUUCUGGGUCAAGUGCGCAAUGUCUAUUUUAAAAGAUAUUUAUGACGAUGAUCCUGCCGCCCCUUUUCGUUAUUUAUUCGAGAAGACACCGACAUUAUACGGUCGCGAGUUACAAGAGAACGACAGGAAGAUGAAGAUUUUAAUGAAAGAUUCAGUAGAGUGUUAGCGGUUAGAACGAUGUGAGAGGAAUAUAUGGGUGAACGCCAAACGAGCAAGGAAGGCUGGACGAAAUCACGAACACGUGGCGAGACGUGAAGCGGGCGUUGAGCCUGCUAUGUGUAAAAAAAUUCUCCGGCAGCGGCACGAUGCUGGAAGCACCGCCCGGAAGUCGCGAGGACCUCGUCGAGGCGGCAAGAACACCUUGCACACCUACAGAUCUGGACACGAUGUUAUAUGGAUACACGAACAACAUAUAUGUGCUGGACCACACUCCUGAAUCGCUGCCGGAUAUGGACAUGUUGCAAUUGUUCGCCUCGCCGGCUGGUCGAGCGUUACUUACCAGUGACAAUCGGCGGAGAGGAUCGACGUCGACCUCCUCCUUGUCUCGAGAGUCCUCUUCGAGGCUGAAGAGAGGUAGAAGACUAUCGGGUACAGUCAGCGCGCCCGCGACACCUCCAAGGCAACGGAAAUCGAGCGCGGAGCUGUACAAAGAAGCCGCCGAGAUCCUCGGCCUCACCUGUUCGUUGACCGAUAGCUGCCGAUGCAUCGAUUGCCAGAGUAAUUAUUUCGACUGCGAUGACGAUUUCGGCGACGCGAGGACGGAAUUGGCUGCGGGGACACCUAUUCUACUGGACCAUGCUUUGACACAUCCAUUGACGUGUUCCAUACAGUAGCAGCCGAAUAUCUCGUUUCGAGCACGAUUGGGUCUCAUUGGCUCCUGCACCACCGCCACCUGAUGAACCGGAAGUCAUCGAGGUGUCGAGGAAUCCAAGGACCAAGUGCGGGAUAUUCGAGGCGUGCACUUUGAUCUCGAUAAACUCCGUAAUCCUAAAGAAGAAGAUCGUGUGAAUCGAGACAACAAUUCGCCGGUUGAUUUUUACCGAAUAUUAUUCUUAUUAUUUCAUGGAACUCGAAACAAUCGAAAUUCGCUGCACCGAAAAUCUGCACAAAGGUCUUGAUAUUUCGCGUCGAAAUAUUCUUCUUCCAAACUUUGUAAUUGAGUUUCGUCAACUUUGUUAAAAGUUUUUUAGUUAAAGGAUGUAACAGAGCGACACGUGAAUAAGAAUCGAUGAAAUGAUAACGUUGAAAACCCGUGUAUUAAAUUUUGUGUAUUCAAAUUUUGAUUUCAAAUGAUAAAAUUAUUUGAGCGUGAAUUUCGUUUUGCCAAUAUUAAUGUAAACGCGAAUUUUCUAUUUUUGAAUAGGAACGAACGGCAAAGAAUUCAUUCGUUCGUUCAAUUCAUCGUUCCCUCCUCUCGAUGGAUCACCGGUUAACAUUUAACGAUAAUUAAACGAAAGAAUAAAAUAUAUAAUUUGUGGACAAUACAUAUGUAACGGAAUAAGUCACUGCUCCGAUUGUUUCUUCUCUUUUUGUAUGAAACGAAAAAAAAAAAAAAAACAAAAAAAACAAAAAAACGCAAGCUUACGUACCUAGGAAUAUUUAUGUACAAAAUGCUCCCUGUAUGUACAACAAUCUGCCGGUAAUCGCACUGGUUACGAAAUUAAUUAAAAUUAUCGAGAUAACGAAAUAAAAAGAAAAGGAAAAAAAAAA
This is a messenger RNA of Apis mellifera (honey bee), 2052 nucleotides long. RefSeq lists its product as uncharacterized. The coding region runs from base 648 to 1175 and encodes 175 amino acids. The record is from RefSeq and is a predicted model, not a curated record. The transcript is spliced from 7 exons. Lineage: Eukaryota; Metazoa; Arthropoda; Insecta; Hymenoptera; Apidae.